This is a messenger RNA of Patiria miniata (bat star), 963 nucleotides long. RefSeq lists its product as uncharacterized. The record is from RefSeq and is a predicted model, not a curated record. The transcript has a single exon. Lineage: Eukaryota; Metazoa; Echinodermata; Asteroidea; Valvatida; Asterinidae. Bases 1 to 963 code for a protein of 320 amino acids.
AUGAUAUUCAUGUACCUCGACGAUUGGCUAGUAGUGGGUCGUUCUCGAGGGGAGACGGAAGCGGCGCUCCAACUAACGUGGCACCUUGCUUCCGACCUGGGAUUUCUCAUCAACACCAAGAAAUCCCAUCCAGUCCCCUCUCAGGUUCCCACCUUUCUAGGUGCAUUCCUCAAUCUUCGCAGGGGACUGGCCCGUCCAUCGGAGGAUCGCCUGCUGAACCUUCGGCAGUGCGUGUCCCUCUUCCUCCCGACGGUAGUGGCUCCGGCCCGAGCCUGGCUCAGGCUGUUGGGCCUUAUGGCCAGUCUGGUGGACUUAGUGGAUUUUUGCAGGCUGAGGAUGAGGCCAAUUCAACUUCACCUGCUGUCUUUCUACAGACCCCGCUGGCACCCGAUCGACCAUCCGGUGCCCACUACGUCUUUGCUAGUCCCCCACCUUCGUUGGUGGCUAGUCGAGGCCAAUAUAACGCAGGGCCGCGUUUUCCGCCCGCCCCGCCCGUCGGUACUUAUCACAACCGACGCGUCAGGAUACGGCUGGGGGGCUACCCUCCACCCGCGACAGGUCGCGGGUGUAUGGGGCCCCGCACAUCAAUCAUCCCACAUCAAUGUCCUGGAAAUGCUGGCAGUCACCUACGCACUAAAACAUUUCCAGUCGGACGUCAGAGGGCAAGCAGUCCUGGUACGAUGCGACAACGCCACAGUAGUGCCAUACAUCAAUCACCAGGAUGGCACUCGGUCAGGCCAUCUGUGUGCACUAAUCGACCGACCGCAUGUAGACCUAUUUGCGUCGCGAAUGAACAAUCAGCUACCGAUCUACUGCGCGAGGGGCCCAGAUCCCAACGCGUGGCAGACCGAUGCGCUGUCGGUGCGGUGGGACGGCCUACUGGCCUACGCCUUCCCACCCAUCUCCCUCGUUUCUCGAGUGCUGACCAAGAUCGAGCAGGAGGAUGCCGAAUUCUCCUCAUAG